Molecule: messenger RNA, 3651 nt
Organism: Saccostrea cuccullata (small rock oyster)
Lineage: Eukaryota; Metazoa; Mollusca; Bivalvia; Ostreida; Ostreidae
Product: multiple epidermal growth factor-like domains protein 10
Exons: 17
Coding region: 10-2451 (813 amino acids)
Source: RefSeq, a predicted model, not a curated record
UCGAACAAUAUGAAUAGAGAAUUUGUGCCGCUUUACUUUUUCGGUAGUUUAAUAGGAAUUGUGUCUACCUACGAAAAUAUUGCAUUUGGAAAGCCUGCCUGGCAGCAGCAUCCGUAUUCGAACUCUUUUUGGGGAGCAGAUAAAGCUGUGGAUGGACGGUAUACAGACCGGUCUGCUGGUGGAGGACAAUGCACGUUAUCGGCAAACGGAAAACAAACUGCCACCUGGCGGGUGGACUUAGGAGACGUAGUCAGCAUACAUCAUAUCAAUUUCUUCUACAGGACUGCCAAUUCCAUUUGGGACUCGACCAAUGGUUUUAAAGCACACGUUCUUGGAUUCUCAGUCUACAUAUCGAACACAACCAACAAAGAUGACGGGAUUCAAUGUUUUAAAGACACAAAUUACACACGAGAUUCAGUGCCAGAAAAUGUUACAAUAGAAUGUGUAAAGCAUGGGAAAUACGUCAUUUACUACAAUGAAAGGGGAUCGAACGAUCCCCCUGGAUAUUCCUCUACCGCUUCUAACGACCUUUGUGAACUUCAAGUUUACGGAUGUCCAACUUCAGGAUUUUAUGGAGAAAAUUGUUCUUUACCGUGUCCAGGGAAUUGUCAGGAAGGACAUUGUGACAUUGUUCAUGGGACCUGUCUUGGAUGUGUUGCUGGAUACAAGGGACCACGGUGUGAAGAAGAGUGUGAUAAUAAUAGAUACGGCCUUGAGUGUAAUUUGACAUGUGGUAACUGUAGCAACGAAGAACAAUGCAAUCACGUGAACGGAAUUUGUCCCAACGGAUGUGUCGUCGGUUUCCAAGGAGAGAAAUGUGUACAAGAAUGUCCUGUCGGGCGAUAUGGCUACAACUGCAAUGAAACAUGUAACAUCAACUGUGGAGUCCCUGGUAGAUGUAACAGAACAACAGGGGAAUGUCAGGGCGGAUGUCAGGCGGGAUGGGAAGGAACAAGAUGUGACAAAAAGUGUGAUAAUAAUAGAUACGGACCUGAGUGCAAUAUCACUUGCGGUAACUGUAGCAACGUAGAACAAUGCAAUCACGUGAACGGAAGUUGUCCGAACGGAUGUGACUUUGGUGUUCAAGGCAUUAAGUGUGAUCAAGAAUGUCCUUCGGAUAGGCACGGAAAGAAUUGUACUGAGUUCUGUGGUAUUAACUGCAACGGCUGUAACAGAUUUACUGGUAUUUGUGAGUUCGGAUGUAUACCUGGUUGGAAGGGAAUCUUCUGUAAAGAUGCAUGUGAUGGCCGGACAUACGGAGAAGACUGUGGUCUGUCAUGUGGAACGUGUUUAAAUUUAGAACAAUGUCACCACAUUAAUGGGACAUGUUUCAAAGGAUGUGACAGAGGAUUCCAAGGAGAUAUAUGUACUGAAGAAUGUCCUGUCGAACGCUAUAGUUACAACUGCAAUGAAACAUGUAAGAUCAACUGUGGAAUCCCCGGUAGAUGUAACAGAACAACUGGGAAGUGUCAGGGCGGAUGUCAGGCUGGCUGGGAAGGGACCAAGUGUGAUCAAACUUGUCCUUUUGGUAGACACGGGAAGAAUUGUCUUGAAUCCUGUAAACAGAAUUGUAGAGGCUGUAACAGAUUUACUGGUGUCUGCGAAUUUGGGUGUAACCCUGGAUGGAAGGGGACCUUUUGCGAAAGUGAAUGUGAUGGGUGGCGUUACGGUAAAGAUUGCAAUAUCUCUUGUGGUUCGUGUCUUAAUUUUGAACAAUGUCACCACAUCAAUGGAACAUGUUUAAAUGGAUGUGACAGAGGAUUUCAGGGAGAGAGAUGUUCUAAAGAAUGUCCUGAGGGGCAAUAUGGGUACAACUGCAGAGAGGGAUGUAACAUUAAUUGUGGGGUUCCUAAUAGAUGUAACAGAGUAACAGGGGAAUGCCAAGGUGGAUGUCAACCAGGGUGGAAAGAAUCGAAAUGUGACAAACAAUGUGACGGUGGUAAAUACGGACAAAAUUGUGCUCAGUCAUGCGGGGUUUGUCUUGAUAAAGAACAAUGUCAUCACAUAAAUGGUUCAUGCUUGAAUGGCUGCGAUAAAGGUUACAGAGGAAUCAAUUGUACGCAAGCGUGUCCUGACGGGCUUUAUGGAUACAACUGCCAGGAGACGUGCAAUAUCAACUGUAGAGUUCCAACGACAUGUGACGCCAUUUCGGGGCAAUGUAGCGUGAUGGGACAACAAUUAGGUUUGAGUAUCAACAGCAAUUACUAUCCAUCUCUUUACGGAGUUAUAUCAGCUCUCUGCUUAAGCAUCGCUUUAAAUUUUUUCUUUGGAAUUUUCUUUUUUAGAAAUAGAACGUGUAUUAAAUCAAAUGUAGAGAGAAAAACCACAAAAGAGUUGUCAACAGAGCACACCGCACCUAACAUAGAAAUCUAUGAUAAAGUGGAAGACAACGCUGGGUACCAGGAACUUGGUCAAAUAAGUCAACCUUCUCAUUAUGAUAAAUUACAAUAGAAUUAUUGUGCAAAAACUCUUUUUACAUGUAGUGUUUAACCCUUUUACCAAAUGAUUUUUUUCAAACUCUUAUGUAAAUUAAUGAUAUGUUUCAUGUAUUUACAGGAUUGUUUUCAACCCUUUUUAUUUUUGCACCCUUACAGUUCUAAACAGUUUUUUCCCGUCUUCUAUUCUCCAAGUCAAAGUUUGUAAAGAUAUUUCUGGUAUAUUCUAUUAUUUGGGUGUGUCUCGUUUUAAUUUCGACCACAUGUGUGAGGAGCGAAAAUGGCAAAAAUGAGACAAGGACGAAAAUUAGACUCUAUACGGUUAUGCAUUACGCUUGAAACAUAUGGAUAUAAUGAGCAGUAUUCAAGGACAAAAUCCAUCAAAAAUUCACAAUUUCACAAACCCAUAUAUUUCCGUCUCUUUAUAAAAUAUUUAAAAUCCAUUCUCAGUUAUUCAUCAGCCACCAGAUGUAGAAUUAUCACCUACAGAACAUUUGUCUGUACAUUCUAUUUCUAAAAUAACAAUUGAAAGAAUUACAAUGAGUCAAAAUCACGUGUUUCUCUUUAGAUAUAUUUAUUAUAAUAAUAUUAGGCAUACAGAGGAAAUCAUAAGACUUAGUAAAUUGCGAAGAUAUGCUAAUUGAACUUCACUGUAAAGCACAGAAAGACUGCACAAUAUAAGUGCGGGAGAAACAAGAUUGUAUCGAUCCUUUCGUCGUGUUCGUUUAUGUCAAGGUCACGGCAUUUUUAAUUUUAGCUCAAACUUGUAAAAAAUAAAAUGGAACAAUUAAAGGUGAAAACAACAACUUUUUGAAACGAUGGCAUCAAAAGUUUUGGUCUACUAACAUUCCUUCAUAGGUACUUUAGACUAAGUUAUCUAUAGAAACGCAUUAAACUUAUACGUGCGCGCGUACAAUAGGGAGGAGGAAGUGAAUGGAGUGGUUUCGUUAUCAGGGUAGGGCAUACGGAAAUUAUUUCAACUUUUAUUUUUCUAAAUGAAUAUAAAAUAAUGUUCUGAAGCCUGUACAUUUCUGCCUUAUACGUUUAGGAAAUGAACUCGGUUCAUGCAAAAAUUCUACUUUUUUUCAUUUUUUUCUUUUGAAUGUCACAAUAGCUCUUUAAAGAAAAAAAUAAAUGUAUUUUAUUCUUGAUGAGGGCGUCUUUGAAAGUAGAAAAAAAAACAAUGUUAUAUCUUUACUUUACAUUGAGUACUUAU